AUGCCUGGCCUCUACAGUCCUGGCCUACAGUUCCUGGCCUCUGCAGUACCUGGCCUCUACAGUACCUGGCCUCCACAGUGCCUGGUCCUGUGCUGGCCCCUACAGUACCUGGCCUCUACAGUGCCUGGCCUCUACAGUGCCUGGCCCCUACAGUACCUGGCCCCUACAGUACCUGGCCUCCUACAGUACCUGGCCACAGCACCUGGCCUCUACCAGUACUGCAAGCACUCUACAUGCGCCUCCAACACAGUACCACCUUCAAGGUCCUCCAACACAGUGCCUCCUCCAACACAGUACUACCUUCAAGAGUCUCCAACACAGUGCCUCCUCCAAUACCACCUUCAAGAGUCCUCCAACACAGUGACUCCUCACACAGUACCACCUUCAAGAGUCCUCAACACAGUGCCUCCUCCAACACAGUACCACCUUCAAGAGUCCUCCAACACAGUGCCUCCUCAAACACAGUACCACCUUCAAGAGUCCUCAACACAGUACCACCUUCAAGAGUCCUCCAACACAGUGCCUCCUCCAACACAGUACUACCUUCAGAGUCUCCAGCAGUGCCUCCUCAAAGCCACCUUCAAGAGUCCUCCAACACAGUACCACCUUCAAGAGUCCUCCAACACAGUGCCUCCUCUAACAGUCCUCCAACACAGUGCCUCCUCCAAGACAAGUACCACCUUCAGGGUCCUCAACAGUCCUCCAACACAGUGCCUCCUCCAACAGUCCUCCAACACAGUGCCUCCUCCAACAGUCCUCCAACAGUCCUCCCAACGUGCCUCCCUCCAACAGUCCUCCAGCACAGUCCACCUCCACAGUCUCCAACUUGAGUGCCUCCUCAACAGUCCUCCAACACAGUGCCUCCUCCAACAGUCCUCCAACACAGUGCCUCCUCCAACAGUCCUCCAACAAGUGCCACCUUCAAGAGUCUCCAACACGGUGCCUCCUCCAACACAGUACCACCUCCAACAGUCCUCCAACACAGUUCCUCCUCCAACAGUCCUCACACAGUGCCUCCUCCAGUCCUCCAACAAGUAA
Homarus americanus (American lobster) is the source of this 1038-nucleotide messenger RNA. Its product is annotated as extensin-2-like. NCBI's taxonomy places the organism in Eukaryota, Metazoa, Arthropoda, Malacostraca, Decapoda, Nephropidae. The coding region runs from base 1 to 1038 and encodes 345 amino acids. The transcript has 2 exons. The record is from RefSeq and is a predicted model, not a curated record.